AUGGGUUUUAUACUUGCAAUAGGCAAUUUUUUUUAUGAUGCAACAAGGAUAUUAAUAAGGAAACUUAGGACCAUUCUUCAACAUCUUUGCAAAUGCAACUAUUUAAAAUGCCUUUGUUAUGCAGUGGUAGGGAAUAUGACAGAACACGUGUCAACAACUGAAAGUCACGAAUGUGAACAAAUAAGAGUUUUAACUCUAAAUAAUGGAGAACAUCUUGAUGGUAUAUUAUAUAAAUUAAAAAAAGGAUGGAAAGUAGAAUUUCGUUUAGGUGCUUCUCUUCUAGGGAAGACACUUGAUCUUUUCAUAAAUUAUCCUUUAGGAGAAAAUAAAAAAUUUGAAAGACAUACAUAUUAUCCAUUAGAAUGGGUUAAUGAGGCAGCUAAUAUAUGUUUAUUUUUGGCUGGUUCAUUUCACUAUUAUCUUAUAGAUCCUAAUUCUGAAUGUAUGAAACCCAUUGCUUCUGGAUACCUCCUGGUGGAUCCAGAACUUAAAAUAGGAGAACAUGGUGAUGAUUUACCAUUAGAUUGCAUUCAAUGUCAAACUGUUCUUGCAAAAUGUUUAGGACCAUUUUCUACUUGGGAAGAUAAAUUAUUAAUGGCUAAAAACUCUGGAUAUAAUGUGAUUCACUUUACUCCAAUUCAAGAAUUAGGAUAUUCUAAAUCAUCAUAUAGUCUUAGUGACCAAUUAAAAUUAAAUCCUUCUUUUAAUGAUGGUGAUAAAUCAAUAACAUAUGAAGAUGUUGAAGGACUGAUAAAUAAAAUACGCAAUGAAUGGAACAUACUAAGCAUAUGCGAUAUUGUUUUGAAUCAUACAGCAAAUGAAAGUUCUUUUUUAAUAUCUCAUCCAGAGUGUACAUACAAUUGUUUGAAUAGUCCUCAUUUACGUUCUGCAUAUAUUUUGGAUGCUGCAUUGUUUGAAUUGACAGUACAAGUCGCAGCUGGAGAAUGGGAAUUUAAAGGUAUUCCUCCAAUAGUUGAAACUGAAGAACAUUUAAAUUCAAUUCGUCAUGCAUUACAUACAUAUUUUUUACCGCUUGUGAAAAUACAUGAAUUGUAUGUAUUGGAUAUUAAUGAAACCAUUGCUGAAUUUUUGAAUUUGGCACAAAAUCAAAUGCCUCAAGAUAACAUUAAACCAAUAUCGGACGAUAUCAAAAUAAUAAAAGAUCCGAAAUUUCGUAGAUUGAAAGCAACUAUAAAUAUGCAACUUGCUUUGCAAAAAUAUAACAUAUAUAGAGCCGAUUGUUUUGACGAAGAUACUCGUUUGAAACGUUGUGCUGAAGACUUAAGAAAAAAAUUACAGGAACUUAAUAAUGUAAUCAUUAACGAAGUACAAAAUCAUCUGAAUGCUGCAGUUGAGAAUUCCAUUGCCGGUAUACGAUAUUUUAGAGUACAAGCUGAUGGACCUAAGCUUAAAGAAAUAAGCGAAAGAAAUCCACUUGUUCCUAGGUAUUUUACUGAUUAUGGAGCAUCUCAAACAUUAACUGAAAGAGAAGCUACAAUGUAUUCUGACACAGGCUGCUACCUUAUGGCUCAUAAUGGAUGGGUAAUGAAUGGAGAUCCUCUAAAAAAUUUUGCUGAUCCUGAUUCUAAUGUUUACAUAAGAAGAGAACUGAUUGCUUGGGGUGAUAGUGUAAAAUUAAGGUAUGGAAAUAAACCAGAAGAUUGUCCUUUUUUAUGGCAGCAUAUUACUACUUAUGUUGAACAAACGGCUAAAAUUUUUGACGGUAUUCGUUUAGACAAUUGUCAUUCGACCCCUAUUCCAGUUGCAGAGUAUAUGCUUGAUGUUGCACGUCGAGUCCGUCCAGAUUUGUACGUUGUUGCCGAAUUAUUUACAAAUUCCGAUCAAAAAGACAACAUAUUUGUCAAUCGACUUGGUAUCACAUCUUUGAUUCGAGAAGCUAUGUCUGCAUGGGAUAGUCAUGAAGAAGGUCGAUUAGUAUACCGAUAUGGAGGCGAACCAGUUGGUGCAUUUUUGCAACCACGUAAACGGCCUUUAGUACCGAGCAUAGCACAUGCAUUAUUUCUAGAUUUAACUCAUGAUAAUCCUAGUCCUGUAGAAAAGCGUAGCGUGUUCGAUUUGCUUCCAAGUGCUGCUCUUGUAUCAAUGGCUGCAUGUGCUAGCGGCAGCAAUCGUGGAUACGAUGAAUUAGUUCCUCAUCAUAUACACGUUGUAGAUGAAACAAGACAAUAUUCAUCCUGGACAGAUGAUGAAUCGUUGGUGGAUGGAAUUAAAUUUGUAGGUUUAAAGACUGGUAUAAUUGCGGCGAAGAAAGCAUUAAAUGAUUUGCAUUAUACUCUCGGGCAAGAGAAGUUUUCCCAAGUAUUUGUUGACCAAAUGGAUAGUGAUAUAGUAGCUGUAACAAGACAUUCUCCAACAACUCACGAUAGUGUAAUUUUAGUUACUUUUACAGCGUUCAAACAUCCCGAUCCUAAUGCAAACGAUUUGAGAAGACAUGUGAAACCAUUGCGAGUGGAAGGUGUAAUAGAAGAAAUUAUUUUUGAAGCAUCUUUAUCUCAUAUAGAAACUAAGAAUGGAACAUCACGUUUCCACUAUCCUGAAAAAUAUGUACAAGAUGAAAAUUAUAUAAAUGGUCUCUCAGAAUAUAUUGUAGACCUUAAAGAACAUAUACAAAUUUGUGAUUCGGAAAUUUUCGAAAAAGUUGAUUCUGGUGAUCCUAAAAUAACUCAGCUUAAUUUCGUAAACUUUCAGCCUGGUUCUGUUGUUGCUAUUCGUGUAUCCCUUCAUGCUAAUACAAAACCUGCUCUUGCAAAACUCCAUAAUAUUAUUUCAAUAAUAACAUCGCAGAAAAGUUCCGACAUACGUGUUAUUGCCUCUCGUAUGGAUUUAGUAGAUUUAAAUAAGGUUUUAUAUCGAUGCGAUCAAGAAGAACGCGAUGAAACUUCAAAUAGAUUUGGUGUAUAUGACAUUCCUGGAUAUGGGCCACUUGUUUAUGCAGGAUUACAAGAUUAUACUUGGCAACGAUUAAAAGAAGAUGAUGGAACUAAAACUCUUGGAGAAUGGCUUGAAGAAGUCACUGAACCAUUUAAAUUAAUACCUCGCUAUCUAGUUCCUAGUUAUUUCGAUGUUAUAAUCGUAAACGUUUAUAUGAUACUUCUUGAGCAAUGCUAUAAUCUAAUGUCAAGUUUUGUGAAAGAUGGUUCCACUUUUGUAAAAAUUCUAUCUUUGGUUUCAAUUCAAAUGGGAGGUAUAGUAAAAUCAGCUCCAUUACCGGAUUUGUCUCCAAAUAUAGAUCCUCCUAAACCAAAGAUUAAACAAUAUAAUGGCGAAAGUGAACAAAUAUGUAUGACGUUGUCUGCUGGUUUACCACAUUUUACCACAGGAUAUAUGAGAAAUUGGGGAAGAGAUACGUUCAUUUCUUUAAGGGGACUAUUAAUAUUAACAGGAAGACAUGCAGAAGCACGAUUUAUUAUUCUCAGCUAUGCUGAAACUUUGCGACAUGGUCUUAUACCAAAUUUACUUGAUAAAGGAAAAAAUGCUAGAUAUAACUGUCGAGAUGCUUUGUGGUGGUGGUUGUAUACAAUUCAAUGUUACAUACAAGAAAUACCAAAUGGUUUAAAAAUUUUAACAGACAAAGUUUCGAGACUAUUUCCAACUGAUGAUUCUCCCGCAUUAUCUGCGGGACAAAUAGAUCAGCCGUUGCACGAUGUUAUUCAAGAAGCUCUUAUGGUACAUUUCCAAGGACUUUGUUUUAGAGAAAGAAAUGCUGGGAGACAAAUUGAUGAGCAUAUGACAGAUCGUGGUUUCAAUAACCAAAUUGGAGUACACCCAGAAACAGGAUUCAUAUUUGGUGGAAAUGACGCAAAUUGUGGCACUUGGAUGGAUAAAAUGGGUUCUUCUGAAAAAGCUGGUAACAAGGGAAAACCAGCUACUCCAAGGGAUGGUUCAGCUGUAGAAAUAGUGGGACUAAGCAAGAGUAUUCUCAGCUUUUUGGCUGAAUUAUAUAAGCAAAAUCUUUUUCCUUAUGGCAGUGUGCAAAGAAAAAAUCGUGAUGGCUCUGUUAUAACAUGGAGCUAUAAACAAUGGGCAGAUAAAAUUUCAUUGAAUUUUGAAAAAUAUUUCUACGUCAACGAAGUAUCAUCAGAAGGAGAAUUAAAACCAGAGCUUAUUCACCGCCGUGGAAUUUUCAAAGAUAGUCAUGGAGCAACACAAGCAUGGGCUGAUUAUCAACUACGACCUAAUUUCCCAAUCGCAAUGGUUGUCGCUCCAGAGUUAUUUAAUCCGGAACAUGCAUGGACAGCAUUAAAAAAGACAGAAGAAAUUUUAUUAGGACCACUUGGAAUGAAAACAUUAGAUCCUGCUGAUUGGGCAUAUAAUGGAUAUUACGAUAAUUCUAAUGAUAGUGGAGAUACUAAAUUAGCUCACGGUUGGAAUUAUCAUCAAGGGCCUGAAUGGGUUUGGCCCAUUGGUUAUUUCCUUCGCGCUCGACUAUAUUUCGCUCCAUUAGUUGGAGGAAAGGAAGAAUUACGUCGCACAGUCGAAUCAACUGAAUCUAUUAUUUCUCGACAUUUCAUAGAAAUAUCUACAAAUCACUGGAGGGGUCUUCCUGAACUUACCAACAAAGACGGAGAAUAUUGUAAGGACAGUUGUAGAACACAAGCUUGGAGUGCUGCUUCUAUAUUAGAAAAAAAGAACGUAGCAUUAGAAACAAAGAUCACAAUAAUAAAUGGCACAUAUUUAACACAGCUAUAGAAACACCAAGCACGGAAACACACGCAUUUGGUAUUUCGCACAUAGAUAAAAUGCCACCGUACAAAUUUAUGAAUGCUGACACAAUAUCUACAAACGAUGACAUUUUCUUGAUGCAAGCACUUCAGGAAAAUGAAAGUAAGAAAGAUACUAAACACGAUUAUGUAUCUCCUACUGCCAUUAGUAAUUUAGAAAUAAUUGAAACUAUGUCAAAUACAACAGAAUUGUCAAUGAUGUCGGGAAGCGAACUUCAUAAAUCAAGGCAAUUUAUACAUGGAAAUGAACCUUUAAACUGUGAGACUAAAAAUAAAUUUAAAGAUGGUCUAAUUGACCACAAUGCUGCAUUAACAAAACAGAAUACAGAGGAAAAUAAUGCAAUGACAAAAUACUCAUCUAAACUGGAUCAUGUUUAUGAAGAAGUUAAUGCUCUUGAAUGUGAUAUUAUGGAUUAUUACGAAAAAUAUAGUCCUACUACGGCGAAAACUUUGAUAAAUACACUUUUUCUUCCUCUACAUAAAAUUUGUAAAAAAUGUGCCAGUUUACAAGGUAGUCCAGUAUACUCUGAUCGUUUGAUAUAUGCAAAGAAGCCAUUGUAUGCGAGGGAAGUUCAUUUAUUUCAACAAAACGAAACUUUACAAUUUAAGUAUUGCUCAGAAAAUGGUAAACAUGACAAUACAUUAUAUUUGCAAUACGAUGACAUUCGGCAUUGCUUAUUAGUUCAUAAUUACUUAAAAACUAAUGCUUCCAGUAUAUUCUACUUUUAUGGCCUACCACGAGAUAUUUUUGAUUUAAAAACAAUAUUAAAACCAAAUAUUUUGGUUAUAAAUAAUAAUGCAAAAGAAAUAGUAAAUACAGAGUUAUAUCAUCGGUGUACAAGUAAUUUUUACACAAGAAUAUCAAGUAAUGGUAUUGCACCUACAGCAUUUCAUAUGAAUCAUAAUAACAUUUUAAAUUCUAUAAAACAUGUUGGAUACGAUACUGAUUUGCAAAAUUGGAUAAAUUAUCGUAACGAUGUAUUUCGAGCGUACAGUUUUAAACAGAAUGAUGUAAUUGAUCAUCGCGCGAAUAGAUCCAGUUUAUUAUUGUUAGAGCCAUUGCUGUUAAUGCCAGAAUUAGGAAAUUCUAGGUAUAGGCAAGGGAAAAAUCGUACACAAUCAGAACACGUAAAAAUAGUGAAAAUAGUAAUUGCAUAUACUCUUUCUUUCUUCAUUUUAGCAGUAAUCACAUUUUAUAUAAUUUAUUUCACUUAAUAAAAUGUGACUAUAGAGUUCGACUAAAACAUAAUGUUCAUUUGCACUUAUUCUUUUGUUUCUUGCAUAAUAUAUUUGGAAAUAUAUUUUGAUUCUAAUUUUAUUUAGAAACUUAUAUAUAAAACGACAUAA
This is a messenger RNA of Heterotrigona itama, 6089 nucleotides long. The record is from the annotation of a GenBank genome assembly. Lineage: Eukaryota; Metazoa; Arthropoda; Insecta; Hymenoptera; Apidae.